GGCGGACCUAAGCGGCAGAACCUCGCGUGAUCUAACAGCCCCAACGGGAUCCCGUGACCGAGGCAUUACUGUUCAACGUUUCUCGUCCCAACCUCUGCGCGCUUUCAAUGCCUGCAUCACUCCGAUAUUUGGUUUCAUGAGUAGCUGCCAUUUGUCGUGACCAUGUCUCGCCGCCGUCGACCCUCCGUGGCAGAACAGCUCAUUGACAAGCCGCAGAAGGCCGUGAAGAGACUCCUCCAUUGGGACGACCUUCCGCCUUGGCAGCGCGACAACCACCAUAUCCAUACGGGAUACCGACCAGCAUCCUUUUCGUUCCUCAUCUCCUUUCAUUCGCUGACCUACAUUCAUAAUGAGACUGUCAACAUCUACAGCCAUCUAUUACCGGGUCUUUUGGCGCUUCCGGCAGCAAUUCAACUUCACCGUGUCCUUGCUCCCCGCUAUGAAACGGCGGCUGAGUCCGACAUCAUUGCGUUUGGGUGCUUCUUCGGAGGCGCUGCCUUUUGUCUUGGGAUGUCUGCAACUUAUCAUACAAUCUCAAAUCACUCACCGGCUGUUGCCCGCAUAGGCAAUGCCCUCGACUACAUCGGUAUUGUGGGUCUCAUCGUGGGCAGCUUUAUUCCAUGCGUCUAUUAUGGGUUUCACUGCAUGCCGGACUUGCAGCGGCUCUACUGGGGCAUGAUCAUUUCCAUUGGCAUCGGUUGCAUCUGUGUCUCCAUCAUGCCCAAAUUCCGAACUCCGGAAUGGCGGCCUUUCCGCGCUACCAUGUUCGUUGGCAUGGGUCUGUCAGCGAUAUUCCCUGUCUUCCAUGGCCUGUUACUCUACGGUGCCGAACAGAUGAUGCGGCAAAUAGGCUUAGGCUGGGUCUUGCUUCAGGGAUUCUUGUACAUCCUGGGAGCUGUGAUCUACGCUGCUCGAGUUCCGGAACGCCUGAUGCCGGGCCAAUUCGACAUCCUGGGGAGCUCGCACCAGAUUUUUCACGUGCUAGUGGUGUGCGCUGCUUUGGCUCAUCUGACCGGUCUUCUGAGUGCCUUCGACUACAGGCAUAGCGGGUUUGCGGAAACGUGUCCCAUGAGGUGACAGGGCAGUUUGAUUUUGAUCCGGAUUACCCGAAGCGAAUACGUCCUGCAUUGGAUGACAUGUGGCAACAUUAAUAGAUUAUGUGCUCCACGAUGGAAGUUGGCUGAAUACUGGCUAACGGGUUGACUAUCGCAGACGCAACAAUAUGUGUUCUUCUAUAAUUAGCCAGCAGAUAAAUAUCCCUUUGGCCUCGCCUUUCUUCUUUGUUGAUGA
This is a messenger RNA of Monascus purpureus, 1290 nucleotides long. Lineage: Eukaryota; Fungi; Ascomycota; Eurotiomycetes; Eurotiales; Aspergillaceae. The record is from the annotation of a GenBank genome assembly.